GUUUUAUUUAUUUUUGUCUAAAUUUUGUACAAGUUUUUGGCUGUCACCUGGCUCUCAUAGACUGAAAAACUAAAAAAAAAGGAAUGGCAAUGGAACUAUUUGUUCUGCACAACCUUCAAAAGGUUGAACAGUUUACGACCUUCGAACUGAAAUAUUUCCUUAUUAUCUACGCCAUCGUCGUCCUGAUGAUCCUGGGUGUUCCACUGGCUUUCUUACUUCAAAGCAAGGGCUCGGCAAGCGAGAGGGAUCGUUUUCAAUUGGAAGCCAAUCGAUCGCGCGACAAUCCACUGAGGGGACAAGCCCGGCGACGAAUCCGGGAUUCGAGUGCCUAAUAAGCUUUUAAUAUUGAUGUUGAUAUUCAUGGAAAUACAUUGAAUGCGGCGCAGCA
This is a messenger RNA of Drosophila yakuba, 388 nucleotides long. RefSeq lists its product as uncharacterized. The transcript has a single exon. The record is from RefSeq and is a predicted model, not a curated record. The coding region runs from base 84 to 332 and encodes 82 amino acids. NCBI's taxonomy places the organism in Eukaryota, Metazoa, Arthropoda, Insecta, Diptera, Drosophilidae.